This is a messenger RNA of Momordica charantia (bitter melon), 1870 nucleotides long. RefSeq names its product NAD(P)H dehydrogenase C1 (gene NDC1). Gene Ontology annotation, cellular component: chloroplast. Gene Ontology annotation, biological process: aerobic electron transport chain; phylloquinone biosynthetic process. Gene Ontology annotation, molecular function: NAD(P)H dehydrogenase (quinone) activity. The record is from RefSeq and is a predicted model, not a curated record. Lineage: Eukaryota; Viridiplantae; Streptophyta; Magnoliopsida; Cucurbitales; Cucurbitaceae.
GUGAGUUCUCCGUCCUUGCUACGUGGAAUUAGAACAGCCACUUUCCACUCCCCACUUUCCAGACCUUCUCCUCUCCUCUUCUCUUCUCUUCUCUCCAAGAAUCUGUACUUGUUGCAGUUAUCCAUGGCGCCGAUCUCAUUAUCUUUUUCUGUCACACUCGGAACCCUCAAUUUUUCAGGUGCAACGUGUCGAUUCGGUAAACUUUUUCCAGGUUCUUCGAUAAGACUUGGAACCAAUUUUUGUCCAUUCUCAAGUUCUCGAGGGAAGGGUAUCAAAUGUACCAUUUCAAAUUCAACAGAGAAAGAUGGAGGUGUUGCAGAGAUAUCUGAAAGUGAACCGACUAGGCGUUUUUAUACUUGGCCAGAUUACAAGAAGCCAAGAGUGUGCAUUUUAGGUGGAGGAUUUGGAGGAUUGUAUACUGCUCUGAGACUUGAAUCUCUUGUCUGGCCAGAAAACAAAAAGCCUCAGGUGCUGCUUGUUGACCAGUCUGAACAUUUUGUUUUCAAGCCAAUGUUGUACGAACUUCUAUCUGGAGAAGUAGAUGCAUGGGAAAUUGCACCUCGCUUUUCUGAUCUGCUGGCCAAUACUAGCAUCCAGUUUGUUCAAGAUAAAGUGAAACUAUUGGACCCCUGCGAUCAUUUUGAUGCAAGAAAUCCCAAAAGUGCUAGUUGUGGGGGAACUGUAUAUCUUGAAAGUGGCCUCCACAUUGAAUAUGAUUGGUUGGUUCUUGCCUUGGGUGCUGAAGCUAAACUUGACCUUGUACCAGGGGCUUCCGACUUCGCGCUACCUUUCUCUACCCUCCGGGACGCACAAAGGGUUGACAGCCGGUUGAAAACCCUGGAGAGGGUUAACUUUAGUGAGAAAUCCUUGAUUCGUGUGGCUGUUGUUGGUUGCGGUUACUCUGGUGUCGAGUUAGCUGCCACAAUAUCUGAGAGAUUGCAAGACAGAGGGUUGGUGCAAGCGAUUAAUGUGGAGACUGUGAUCUGCCCUACUGCUCCACCUGGGAAUAGGGAGGCUGCUCUUAAAGUUCUAUCAUCUCGCAAAGUCAAACUUCUCCUAGGUUACAUUGUCCGCAGUAUUCAGAGAGUGGAUGAUGCAGAAAUCUCAGAGAAGCUGAACAACAACAAACCAAGCCAAGGCACUCAAUCAGAUCUUGGUUCAAGUAGGUAUAGGUUAGAACUUCAACCUGCUGAAAAAGGAUUACAAGGUCGCACCCUGGAAGCGGAUUUAGUAUUAUGGACUGUUGGAUCAAAAUCUCUGCUUCCUACACUGGAACCUUCUGAAAAUUACCGUGAACAGCUUCCUCUGAAUGCUCGGGGGCAAGCGGAAACCGAUGAAACUCUUCGUGUUAAGGGCCAUCCACGGAUAUUUGCGCUCGGUGACUCGUCUGCACUAAGAGAUUCAAAUGGACGGCUUCUUCCUGCCACGGCACAGGUUGCUUUCCAGCAAGCAGACUUUGCUGGUUGGAAUCUCUGGGCUGCCAUCAACAACCGUCCUCUUUUGCCCUUUAGGUAUCAGAAUUUAGGAGAGAUGAUGACUUUGGGUAGAAAUGACGCUUCAAUUUCUCCGAGUUUCAUUGAUGGUUUAACCUUAGAAGGUCCAAUUGGUCAUGCAGCUAGGAAAAUAGCAUACUUGAUAAGGUUACCAACCGAUGAGCAUAGGCUUAAAGUGGGGAUCAGUUGGUUCACAAAGUCUGCUGUAGAUUCGAUUGCAUCAAUACAAACCACUUUAACUAAUGCCUUUUCAUCUCAAUAAACUCAAUCUCAGUGUAAUUAAUUGGCCACAAUUCUUACCUUAAAAUAUCCAUCCAAAUGUUGAUAUGUUGUAAUGUCUAUACAUUUAUGGAUUUGAUAUGGAUUCGAGACCAUUU